AUGAGGACCGACUCGAUUGAAAAUAGCCUCGAGGCUGCCAUAAAUGCCGGAAAGCUAAACGGUACGGUCGUCUGCGCGUCUAAUACGACUGGCUCAUUCGUAUUCAACAAGACUUUCGGCGAACGUACUCUUUUAUCAGGCGAGAAGCGACCGCAACAGUUAGAAGACGUGCUGUUUUUGGCCUCUGCCACAAAAUUGCUAACCACUGUUGCUACCCUGCAAUGUGUGGAUGCCGUAAUUUUAAAACUCGAUGGAGACCUUUCGUCGGUCGCACCGGAACUCGCCUCUAAGCAAGUUCUGACAGGCUUUGCUGAUGAUGGAACACCUUUGCUUGAGGGUGCCAAUCGACCCAUCACCCUCCGAAUGCUUCUUUCCCAUAGCUCUGGUCUCAGUUAUCAUUUUAUGGACCACAAUAUCGCCCGGUGGCGAGAAAAUUUCGCUGGCUCUACAACCGAGCGUCGAAACGUCGAGGAUUUGUUCUGUUAUCCACUCACUUUCCAGCCUGGCGAAGGAGAACGUAUGGAGGAAUGUAUGUUCAACCCACUGGGCUUCUCAGGUGGUCAAUUUUAUCCAGUUCUGAGGGAAGAUCUGAGAGCAAGGAUGGUGGAUCUUAAUGCAAACGACCCUGAUGCUCUGGGACGAGCUGUACUUGGAGGGGGUGGUGAGAUGAACAAGCGGACAAUUGGGGACUUUGGUGGACAUGGCUAUUUCCUGCCUGGGGUCGACUUUGUCAAGGUUCUACAAUCCUUACUGGUUAAUGAUGGCAAACUCCUUCAACCUGACACCGUCGAUACCAUGUUUCAGAAUCAUCUCAAUUCGCAAGCUAUUGAAAGUCACCAGGCUGCGCUGACUGGUCCUGCUGGUGCUUUCCUGCGUGUCGGCACCGAGCUUGGAGCCAAAGUCGGUUACGGACUGGGAGGACUUUUGACGCUACAAGAGGUCGAUGGAUGGUAUGGUGAUCGCACUCUCACCUGGGGUGGUGGGCUAACCUUGGCUUGGUUUAUCGAUCGUCAAAAUGGCCUUUGCGGCCUGAUUGCUCCCCAAGCUACACUUCCAGUCGAUGUCGAACUCAUGGGCUCGUUGAAGCAAAUAUUUCGCCAUGAUGUAUAUCGCAAAUAUCACGCAUGGAAGGAUCAGUCCCAGCAGUGA
Molecule: messenger RNA, 1149 nt
Organism: Penicillium malachiteum
Lineage: Eukaryota; Fungi; Ascomycota; Eurotiomycetes; Eurotiales; Aspergillaceae
Product: serine hydrolase domain-containing protein
Exons: 2
Coding region: 1-1149 (382 amino acids)
Source: RefSeq, a predicted model, not a curated record